GACAUAUGAAAUUGACAUUACAUGACAUAAACAAAUAAUAUUGAUUUAACUAAAAAAACUAGUAAAUAUUUAAGUAUUAAAUAGUUAUAAUUAUGGAUUCAACGAAAUUAGAAAUGUUUGAAGAUGAAGGUGGUUACGUGGAAGGAGAGAUGUCCAUACCAAAAGCCCCGAAUACCACACAAAUCGGACAACCAGAUUUCAAUACUUUAAACGAACCCAUCAGUGAAACUAUAUUACGAGAUUUAAGAGCCGUCGGUGUGAAAUUUGCACACGUGUUGUUUCCCAAAGAGAAAAAGACUUUAUUGAAAGAAUGGGACUUGUGGGGACCGUUACUUCUUUGUACUUUUCUAGCAAUGUUUUUACAGGGUUCGUCUACCGAUGAUCAUAUUAAAAACGACGGGGGGCCCGAAUUUGCGCAAGUAUUUGUUAUUGUAUGGAUCGGUUCAAUGGUUGUUACUUUAAAUUCUAAAUUACUCGGAGGGAAUAUAUCGUUUUUUCAAAGUGUAUGCGUCCUAGGAUAUUGUUUACUACCAACUGCGAUUGCUUUGAUUAUUUGCCGGGUGAUAUUAUUGGCUAAUCAGUCGGUUGUACUUUUUUUUAUUAGAUUUGUUGUAUCCAUGAUGGGUUUCCUUUGGGCGACUUACGCUUCCAUGAUAUUUUUGGGCGACAGUCAAAAACCGAACAGAAAAUUGUUGGCCGUGUAUCCGAUUGGUCUAUUUUACUUUAUUAUAUCAUGGUUAGUGAUUUCCAAAACAAAUACAUAAAUAUUAGAUUAAAA
Messenger RNA from Diorhabda carinulata, 778 nucleotides. RefSeq names its product protein YIPF6. The record is from RefSeq and is a predicted model, not a curated record. Gene Ontology annotation, biological process: endoplasmic reticulum to Golgi vesicle-mediated transport. Gene Ontology annotation, cellular component: membrane; trans-Golgi network. NCBI's taxonomy places the organism in Eukaryota, Metazoa, Arthropoda, Insecta, Coleoptera, Chrysomelidae. The transcript is spliced from 7 exons. The coding region runs from base 93 to 764 and encodes 223 amino acids.